CAAUUGAGCGAGAAAGGCAAGACUGGAACCAGCCAAGGACAAAACACCCCUAUUUUCUCCCGCACAGUAUGCCUCCGAUUUGCCGCCCAUGGACGGCCAAGAUUCCCGCAUAUUCGCCUAAUACCCCUCCUCAUCUCUCUCGUUCCUCCUUCUCCCUCCUCAUCUCUCUUGUUCCUCCUCCUCCCUCCUCUUACUCAAAGAAACCCCGGACCGGUCUCGACCCACAAGCCAAUGGGAAUAGUUCAGGCCAAGCCUCUCACGAACUCCGCACCUGGUGGGCUAGAGAAGCUCAAACUGGAUAAUGGGCACGUCGCAAAAGGGCCGCUUAAUGGUCACAGACGAUCAACUGGACAGUUCCAUAGGGAUCCUUUUAAGUCGCAGCAGCAGAGGGUUGAGUCCAGACUUUCAAAUAUCGAGCAUGGCAGUGGCGGCAGCAGCAGCAAUGAAAGGGCGACGGCGGCGGCGUUAACUGGUGGUAGUGAGGGAGAGAAAGAUGAUGGGAGUCAGAGAGUUUCUUAUAAAGUUUCUGUGGAUGAGGAGUUGGUGGAUGGAUGGCCCAAGUGGCUCACUGAUAAUAUUUCGAGAGAGAUUUUGGCUGGCUUGGUUCCCAAGAGUGCCGACUCUUACGACAAGCUCGAUAAGGUGGGUGAAGGAACCUACAGCAAUGUGUACAAGGCUCGAGACAGGGACACUGGAAAAAUCGUUGCCUUGAAGAAGGUCCGGUUUGAUACAUCGGAACCCGAGAGUGUUAAAUUUAUGGCACGAGAGAUUAUGUUUUUACGGAAACUGGAUCAUCCCAAUGUAGUCAAGCUUGAAGGAUUGGCUACCUCAAGAAUGCAGUACAGCAUUUAUCUUGUUUUUGAUUUCAUGGUGUCAGAUUUGACAAGAAUUAUUUCCAGCCCUGAAGGGCUUACUGAACCACAGGUCAAGUGCUAUAUGCAUCAAUUGCUUGCAGGUCUGCAGCACUGUCACGAGAGGGGAAUUAUCCAUCGAGACAUCAAGGGAUCAAACCUAUUGUUAGAUAAAAGUGGAAUGCUAAAAAUUGCAGAUUUUGGGCUUGCAAACUAUUAUGUGCAAAACCCUAAGCGCUCUCUCACAAACCGAGUUGUGACACUUUGGUACAGAGCACCUGAGCUACUGUUAGGUUCUACAGAUUAUGGAGUUGGCAUUGAUCUUUGGAGUGCCGGUUGUGUCUUGGCUGAAAUGUUUACAGGGAGACCACUUCUGCCUGGUAGAACAGAGGUUGAGCAACUUCAUAGGAUUUUCAGGCUUUGUGGCACACCAUCAGAGGACUACUGGAAAAGACUGAAGCUAUCUACAACUUUUAGACCUCCACGUUCGUACAAACCCAAUCUUCAAGAAGCUUUCAAGGAUUUCCCUAUUUCUUCAUUGGGUCUGUUGAGCACUCUCCUUGCUUUAGAUCCUGCCUACCGUGGUUCUGCAUCUUCGGCUCUAAAAAACGAAUUCUUUUUCAGAAGCCCCUUAGCAUGUGAACUUUCUGGUCUACCUGUAAUCUACAAUGCGGAUGAUGAAUUGAAACUAGCCAAUGAGCAUAAAAAGUCUAGGAAAGUAAGGCGGUCUCGAACACGUGAGCGCCAGAGACAAGAUGUAUCUGCUGCGAAAGUAAAAGAAAUUUCUGCAUCUUCCAACCAGGGUCUUCAGGAGCAGGAGAAAACCGUUGGUUCAAAUUUCGAAGGUGAGCCAGGAAGCACUACUAGUAGCAACUCCUCCAGUGCAAACCAGGAAGGCCGGAAGGAAAGCCCGAUCUUCUCCCUCUCCCCAGUUGAAGGUCUUUCAAGUGUUACUAAGAACGUCAAGAACCUACCUCCAUUACCCAAGUCUAAAGCGCGUGCCACAAAAGACAAUCAGAUUAACAGGUCUGCAUCCAACAGAGAAUUCAGAAGGUUCAAUCCAAGGGAGCUAGAACUCUAUGCUCUUGAUGACUAGGCCCCAUUUCAUGAGCAUAUAGAGCUGCACCAUAUCUUUUUCUUACAGUCAUUUUCCCCUCUACUGAAUAUUUGCCAACAUGAAUUUCUGGUUUCGUGUAUAAUGCAAUGAUUUUUUAUUA
This is a messenger RNA of Pyrus x bretschneideri (Chinese white pear), 2068 nucleotides long. RefSeq names its product probable serine/threonine-protein kinase At1g54610. The coding region runs from base 232 to 1947 and encodes 571 amino acids. Gene Ontology annotation, cellular component: cyclin-dependent protein kinase holoenzyme complex; nucleus. Gene Ontology annotation, biological process: positive regulation of transcription elongation by RNA polymerase II; protein phosphorylation. Gene Ontology annotation, molecular function: ATP binding; cyclin-dependent protein serine/threonine kinase activity; RNA polymerase II CTD heptapeptide repeat kinase activity. The record is from RefSeq and is a predicted model, not a curated record. The transcript has 7 exons. Lineage: Eukaryota; Viridiplantae; Streptophyta; Magnoliopsida; Rosales; Rosaceae.